GUUUAGUUGGCAGUUGGCACUCUCAUUUUCCUCUUCUUUAAUAAUUAACCAUGUCACCUGCUACUGCUAGCUAGCUUGAGCAGGUAAGCCAAAGGAAGUGACUUUUUCCCCCUCUCUCUCUCACUCAAGUCUCAACCCUUUUCUCUCUCUAGGCUAUAGGCUGAGAAUAGCUCUCCUCUGCACAUUGCUGUGAUCCAUAUAAUAAAGACUUGGAAUUUGAUGCUCCCUUCCGUGUUUUUCCUGUUUGUGGAAAAUACACAACACCCCCAGUUGCCUUGCUGAAAUUUGGUUUUGAUUUUGGGGUUUCUCCUCUGUCCCCAAUUUGGGUCUAGCAUUUGAUGCUCUGCUCUUCAAGCUACUCGUCCAAAUUCUCAAAAGCCCACCAGUCCCUCCCUACCCCUCUUCCCAUUUUAGGGGGACUGUGAAAGCAAACUCUUCCAAUUCAAUUCCCCCCACUGUAGUAAGGGCAGAAUUCAAUCAGAAUUUGAUGCUUCUUUGGACUUUCCUUGGAUAAAAAACCCCACAUCUCAGAAUAUCUCAAAAGAGACCCUCUGCAGAAAAGCUUCCACCUUUUUCUUCUUGUUCCUGCUGUUUCCCUCACUGGGUUGUUUGUUCCUUGAUUCAGACAUUGAACCCAGCUAGCCAAGCUUGGUCCUUUUUAAUUGGAGUUGCUGAUUGAGGAGGUUCAAGGGUUCUGAACAAGCUAAUUCCCUCCUUAAUUGGGGAUUUAACUCAAACUCAAGCUGGUGGUGCUAGCUAAAGGGUGAGGCUGCGAGGGAAAGGGAAUCUGCUUUCUUUUGGGAGUUGGGGUUUUUGAUGAGCUGCUAGGAAGCUAAAUUGGAUGCUUUUGUCUUCUACUCUACAUCUUUAUGCUCUGAAAGGUUCACUUUCUUGUCUCUAAGGAAGAAUUACCCCCACCCAUUUCGUUCAUUUCCAAUGCACAUUUGAGUAGAUGUUUGAUCCUAAGGCAAUUUCCUCCCGUUUCCCAUUUCCAUUUUUCCAUAGAAGGAGAUACUAAUAAGUGAGUAGCUGUCUAUCUGCUGCUGCUGCUGCUGCUGCUGUUGAUUUAGAUUUUAUGCCUGCUAUCUAAGAUUUCCCCCUCUUCUUUUUCUCACUUUUCGUGUCCAUGGGGAUGCUGCAUCAACGAGGUGUUGUCCUUUUACUUUAGCAUCCCAAACCUCAUCAGUUCUAUAAAGCUGCCAAGGUUUCUUGUUCCUUGUUGAGUCCUGCAAGAUAUCACCAUCCAGCUAAGCUAAUUUUGGUCAAACUCCAACUUUAUCUUUUGUGUGUCCAGACCCUUCUCCCUUGUGUUCUUUAUAUCUAUAUAUAUCUAGUCCUUUUGAUUCUUUCCCAAUUGUGUGUAGAGAGGUUGUAGGUUACUUCUUCUUUUCCCUUCUGAUAUACUUCUUUCCUCAGAACUUGGGGAGAUUAGCUCUUCUGGAUCAUAGAGAUGGGACUGGGGGGUGGUAAUGGUGGUGACCAGUUAUCUUCCGGAAUGAGCACAAAUCCUUUCUUCGCUUCUGGUUGGGAUCCAGUUGCUAUUUCUCUUAGCCAACAUGAGAGCUUUGGAGGUUCAUCCAUGGAUUCUCAAAGUGAAUUCUCCCAUCACCAUCACCAAUCAUUUCCAAUGCUAAUGGACGGCAAUGGAGGAAAUCCCAACUCUCAUCACCUUGCUCAUUACCCAUCUGAGUCCAGCUAUGUGGAGAUGGUGCCCAAAUUCUCUUCCUUCGGAAGUGGGAACUUCUCAGAGAUGGUGGUUGGACCGUACGGGCUAACUGAGUGUGGCCAGAUCGCCAACCAAGGUUGCCAUCCAAAUUUCGGCUCAGGCAAGGAGGCGGAAAAUGAGAGGGCUUUGAGAAAUGGAUCACAGUCUCAAGAGGAUCAUCCAAUGUCUGAUGGAGUUGGCAAUUCUCCUAAUAAUGUAAACAGGAGGAAAAGAAUUGCCGAGUCGAAUUCUCCGUUCGACUCAAACAAGAAUGCCGACGGAGACCUGCUAAAGGAUCCCUCUGGAGAGGAUAGUGAUGGUCCAAAGGGGAGGGAAGAUAAAAAGCCAAAACAAGAACAAAAUGCUGGUUCUAAUUCUAAGGGCAAACAGGCGGCUAAACAGGCUAAAGAAGAAUCAAACAGUGGUGGAGAUGGUAAAGAUAGUUACAUUCAUGUUAGAGCCAGAAGAGGUCAGGCUACAAAUAGUCAUAGCCUUGCAGAGAGGGUAACCCUUCUGAUUUUUAUGCUUUCUGGGAAAUGAUGUAUUGGUAACCAUUCGAUAUUAUACUUUUUGGCAAAAGAUGUUUGUAUAUAUAAGAGAAACCAUACAUAUAUGCUCAAAGCCUUGUGCUAAAUGUGGGAUUUGGUUUUCAGGUGAGAAGAGAAAAGAUCAGCGAAAGGAUGAGACUGCUACAAGAACUUGUGCCAGGAUGCAAUAAGAUUACUGGAAAGGCAGUUAUGCUUGAUGAGAUUAUCAAUUAUGUACAGUCACUGCAACAGCAGGUUGAGUUCUUGUCAAUGAAACUUGCUACAGUCAAUCCAGAGCUGAACAUUGAUAUUGAGAGGAUACUAUCCAAAGAUCUCCUUAACUCUCGGGGCAACAAUUCCUCGAGUCUCGGGUUUAACCCUCUUACUAGUGGGGCCCAUUAUCCACCUGGAGCUUUCCCACCAGGAAUGCCAGUCAUGCCGAAUAUGAAUCCACAGUUUGCCUCCAUGCCUCAACCCGGAUUAGACAAUGAACUCCAGAGCCUUCUCCAUAUGGGAUUUGAACCCGCAUCAGCAAUCGAUAGCCUAGGACCAACUGCACGCUUGAAACCAGAGAUGUGACAAUAUCUUAGAAGUCAUGAUGACAUAGAGUCAGCUUUAAAAACUUCCUGCUAACAGAGAAAGAGAUGUUUCUCUAGUGUAUUUCAAGUUGAGCUUUAUCUAAGCUGAAAGCAAAAGAAAAAGGAAGGAGGAUAGUUGGUCUUUGUUGGGUUGUUGUAUAGGUUUCAGCUCCUAACUACUGGGUGGGUUUCUUCGAGUUUUAGCAGAAGAAAGAUUUAUUAAGAUUGGUGUGUGCUGCUACAAUGCUAAAGAAAAGGACCCAAAAAAGAGAGAAGGGCCAACCCACACCUGUAUAUUGAUUUCCAAUUAGACAAACAGAGGGAAAGUGACUAGAGACUGUUCAUUUUUAUUUUUCUUUUUGCUCAUUAUUAUAUUCAAUGCAGUUAAAAUUCCUUUGUUUGCUUUUUCAUCUGUAAUUCUCCUUUCUGAUACUUGGAGAGUGCCAGAGUGGUGAUGAUAAGAACAGGUGCUGUACGAGGUUCAUGAGUGUUGAGUACACAGCACAACUGUCGUUGUAGUUGCCAACUGAGCAAUGAAUCAUUAUUGUGUGAGAAUAGUAUAUCCGCCAUGGAAGGUUGGGAAGAAGAUAC
Molecule: messenger RNA, 3401 nt
Organism: Linum tenue
Lineage: Eukaryota; Viridiplantae; Streptophyta; Magnoliopsida; Malpighiales; Linaceae
Source: the annotation of a GenBank genome assembly